UUAUCCACAAAAGGUGGUCAGAAGUACUACUGUACGACUGUGUAGAAUAAACUAGUUUCAUUCAUAUAGUAUGUAUAAUAAAAAAUACCAGUAAAGUCAGCGGAACUGGUUUAUUUUUAUGUUUAGUACUGUGACAGUUUUAGUUGGGAGAACAUGCGUUAUAUUCUGGUGUUUCUUUGUGGGAUCAAUAUUGCCCUUGCAGGAGAAGCACCUCGCAAGAAGCUGAAUGAUGGCAACACCAUACCAGUUGUGGCGCUUGGUACUGGAAGAGGAACCGCUCAUGACAAACCAGUAGACGAGGUUCGGGACGCGGUAUUCUGGGCCAUUGAAGACGGCUACCGCCACAUAGACACGGCAGUGCUGUACAAUGACGAGGUGCAAGUAGGCCAGGGGCUCGCUGAUGCCGUCCGCCAGGGCCUGGUCUCCAGGGACCAGAUGUUUAUUACGACUAAGCUGCCGAGCGACAGGCACGCUCGGAGCCAAGUCGUCACAACCCUCAGAGAGUCACUCAACAGGCUGAAGAUGAACUACGUCGAUCUGUUCCUGAUCCAUUUCCCAUUUUCCACCAAGAACGACGGAUCCCCGGAUAACAUUGACUACCUCGAGACCUGGAGAGGUAUGGAGGACGCCAGGGAGUUGGGUCUCACGAAGUCUAUAGGGAUCUCUAACUUCAACGCAUCUCAAGUGGACAGACUCCUCGCCAAUUGUAAAGUGAAGCCUGUUGUCAAUCAGAUAGAGGUGCAUCCAGCUAUGACGGCCGAGCCGCUGGUCUCCCACUGCCAAAGCAGAGGGAUUGCAGUAAUGGCGUACAGUCCAUUCGGGUUCCUGGUGACGCGCACCCGCCACAACUCCACCACGCCGCCGCCGAAGAUCGACGACCCUGUUCUUGUGAAGAUUGCUCAGAAGUACGGGAAGACAACUGGUCAGAUUGUAUUGAGGUAUUCGCUUGACAGAGACCUGAUUCCUGUUCCCAAGUCGACUAACAAGGCUCGUAUAGCUGAGAACAUCGACCUGUUCGACUUCAAGCUGACUGAUGAUGAAGUAGCCACCAUCAGCCGCUUCAACCAGGACCACAGCGUGUUUGAUUUCUCUAUCUGGAAGGAGAAUAUCCACUUUCCUUACAAUAAGGCGUGAAUUCUAAUGAAUCUGACUUCCCGUUAAUAUUAUAAAUGCGAAAGUUUGGAUGUUGAGUUUAUCACUCAGACACGCAUAAUCUGCUGAACCGAUUUUGAGGAAAUUUGGUACACAAGUAGAAUAUAAUCUGGAAUAGCAUAAGUAUAGAAAACUUUAUAUCUCAAAAAUUUACAGAAGCAAAGUUCAGAUUACGGCUAGUAUUACAAAUGUGAUUUUGUUUGUUUGUUGUAAUUUCAAGGACAUUGGUUGGUUCGAUAAAUCAUGAUCUUCAUCUUUUACUUAACCAACCAAUAUUCUUGAAAUUUUGCAUACAUAGAAUUACUUGUAUGGGAGAAGCAUACAGUAUCUUCUAUCCCGAGAAAGGAACUGUUCCUGUGAGAAUUUCACACGGGCAAAACCGCGGGCAAAAGUUAGUGAAAUAUUGUAGAUUUUAGUGAAAUAUCUUAUUCGGAUGCCAUGUUUAUUUCCAUAAGUUUUAGAUUUUUAUCAGUAAUAAAAUACAUUCUUAUAACCUU
Molecule: messenger RNA, 1649 nt
Organism: Plodia interpunctella (Indianmeal moth)
Lineage: Eukaryota; Metazoa; Arthropoda; Insecta; Lepidoptera; Pyralidae
Product: aldo-keto reductase AKR2E4-like
Exons: 7
Coding region: 154-1134 (326 amino acids)
Cellular component (GO): cytosol
Molecular function (GO): aldose reductase (NADPH) activity
Source: RefSeq, a predicted model, not a curated record